This is a messenger RNA of Lecanosticta acicola, 582 nucleotides long. The record is from the annotation of a GenBank genome assembly. NCBI's taxonomy places the organism in Eukaryota, Fungi, Ascomycota, Dothideomycetes, Mycosphaerellales, Mycosphaerellaceae.
AUGGACAUUCCUGCCUCGUCGACAGCGACAGCGACGUCGGAUCCCAACCUGCGCCAUCCGAUACUCCACGGCAACUUCGGUGCUCUAGGCAGCCUAUUCCCGAUCCUUUUCAUCUUCAUUUCUUGUUCAGCAUGGUAUUGGCGCCAAUACAAACGCAGACUGCAAUCGUACGUUCCGUCGUUAUCUGAUAUCACAGACGGAGAGAGAAGUGCUGAGACUGGCGUGCGCAGGGGCUACUAUGACCACCUCCCUCGCAUCGACGGGAAAGUGAACGAGGAAGCCAUUCCGUUGGCCGAGCUAUCUGCAAGCAGCGCUUCGGAGCGACAGAGCUCGGAAGGGACUGCUGUGAGCCAGCAGAGUGGUGAUGCGAGGAAGAGUUCGGAGCUGCCAUCUGGAAGCAACGCUUCGGGGAGACAGAGCUCAGAAGAGACUGCUGUGAGCCAGCAGAGUGGUGAUGCGAGGAAGAGCUCGGAGGUGGUGGAUGGCAGUAGUUCUUCUUCGGCAACGGAUCGGAGAGGGAGCACUUCAGAGAGGUCGUCCGGACUGGAGGAAGAGCAAGACGGGGACAGCCUCGAAGGCUGA